Rhopalosiphum maidis (corn leaf aphid) is the source of this 2071-nucleotide messenger RNA. RefSeq lists its product as uncharacterized. The transcript has 4 exons. The record is from RefSeq and is a predicted model, not a curated record. Lineage: Eukaryota; Metazoa; Arthropoda; Insecta; Hemiptera; Aphididae. Bases 471 to 1946 code for a protein of 491 amino acids.
GACGGUGCGCGUUUUAUUGGCAAUCGUCGACGAUAGUAGCAUAGAAUAAAGAUUAGAGUACGACUAUAGAACGACCACGCACGACAGUCGUCCGGUCGUCAUACAUCACUAUUUAAAUCAGUCGCGUCUCACUGCUCGUUCGGGUUUAUCGUUUCUACAGUUUUGCGGCGUCGAGCGUAGUUCCCGCGAUCCGACGACUAAAUUAUUAUUACUAUUAUUACAUUGUACUCGGUGUAGGUAAAAUACCGUUUAUAAUUUUUAAUCGCGUCGUUUACUCAUUUACCUUGGUCGUACGCAGUUUUCUUUAGUCAUGUUUUGCUAGCUAUUUUCGUUUGGUUUCUGUUUUAUUGCCCGCCGUGUUUUGUAUUCGUUACGUCAUAUUAUUUCGGAAGAGGUAUCUUGAUCCGAAUUCACGUCGAUCUCCAUCAUUAGCCUGCAUAGCAUCCAGUGAAAUAAAAUACAGUUCCACGAUGGAUUUGGAAUUCGACUCUCCUACGGUGUUAAUUGAAGAUGUCACAUUGCCUUCUUUGUUGACCAGUUUUAGUACAUCAACUACAAGUUCAGUAGAAUUUACAUCAUCAGAAUCAGAGUCAGAAACUACUCGAGUACCCAUUACAAAACAAAAAACUUACAAAGGUCCAAUAAAAUCAUAUUCAUUAGCUGAUUUGACGACAAUAAAGUCAUUCAAACCCCUGAUACGAGAAGAUUCAGCUAUUUAUUCUACAGAAACAUUAACCAGUGCCAUGACUUCUAGAACAGAAUCAGGUAUUCAUAAUUCGAAUAGUUAUCUGACUUCAUUAGGUAAAAAUAAGAAAAAAUAUGCACAUGUUGAAAGUAAAGUAAAACAAUACAUUAAGGAUAUUAAAGACAAUGAAGCUAAAAGUAAAGCUACUAGAUAUAGUUUACAACCUUCAUCAAGAAAACAGCAAGUAAAUAAAUAUGUUAAUGAAAUGAUUAAAACUGAAGGUGAAGAAAUUAUAAAUUUAAAAAGCAAUUUGAAAAAAAUGGAAAUUCAAUUAUUGGAGAAAAAUAGACUUAUAGAACAACUUCAAUACAAUUAUAAAGUAAUGGAAAAUAAAUAUAAUUCUGCAACAAAUAUCAUUUUAAAAUUGGCUAAACCUAGCAGAGAUGUGUUAAAAUUUACUGAAAACGAAUUAAUAGAGCCAUUAUCCCCGGGUUAUAGUAUACCACCACCUAAAGAAGUAUGGGGCCGUGGUUAUAAAUUAAAAUCAUCUAAUACGUUAUCAGCUAUAAGAAAAGAAAACUUAAAUCUAGAAAAAGAAAAUGGCCUUAAAGUUCGAAAAGUGAAAUCAGGAGGUGACUUAAUAAAUUAUUUCAAUAUUGAUGCCUAUAAGACACCGAGAGAUUCAAGAUCUGCUAUACAAAAGGUAAAAUUGUGGCAAGAAUCAUUGGCAAGCACUGAUGUAUCUGAAAUGGAUACAGAUCAAGAUGUAGGAUUUCCAUCACCACAUUCAUAUUCUGUAUCAUCUAAUGAUUUAUCGUUGAGUUCAUUAGAAAUUGCACCAGUGAUGAAUAAUAAAUAUCCCAAUAAACAUGAAUGUCGUAGUGAUUCAUCUGGUUGUGGUAUGUCUUCAACCAGAGUAUCUAAAGAAAAUACAUUAGUUAGCGGUAUUAAUAUAUUAAUUGAUAACAAUGAACUUUGCUCUCCCUGUGAAAUGGUAAAACUACAUUCUUCUACACCUAUAAAACAUAUUGGGCAUAAUUUAUAUUCAACUAAAAACAAAAACACAGCUGUAUCAAAUAAACAAAACGAUGAAUCACAAAAGCGCCGUUCAUCAAAAAAAUACAGAAAAACGAAAUCUAAAAUUGAAGAAAGCCAAUGCCCAAAUGAAGUCGAUGAAUUUAUGUGUCAAUUUAAACAUUGUAUUGGCGUCAUAAAUGGUGUAGUCACAAAAAUGGAAGAAAGCUUUAUGUCACAAAGAUAAAUUUUUUUUUAUUUAAAAUUUGUUGUGCCUAUUUUUGUACUCCAGUGUUAUAUAAUAAUGAAUUUAGUUUAAAGGUUUAUUAAAGGUUAUCAUUUAUACUUAUAUAUAACUAUUUUUAUAUUGAA